Molecule: messenger RNA, 2449 nt
Organism: Rubroshorea leprosula
Lineage: Eukaryota; Viridiplantae; Streptophyta; Magnoliopsida; Malvales; Dipterocarpaceae
Source: the annotation of a GenBank genome assembly
AAAAUUUGGGGUUAAACCGAAAAUUAAUGCCUAAAAAGAAAUUUUUUUUUUAAAAUACUGAAACGCACUAUUCUAAUAUAUAGAACAACGGUGACUUCCAUCCGAGCCAGCAAUGGGGGCGGCCACAGAGCAGAGGUUUAAGAGAGAAGAUCGCAGUCGAAUCCGACACGGUCCCCAUUUCUCUAAUUGGCAGGUUCUAAUUGGACCUAAUGACUGGGAAGACUAUUCGGAGGGGAAAGAAGGGGUGGCUAGAUACAGGCUUCACAAUCUCCCCAAGUGUUCAUCUCCGGGUCUGUAUGAGCUUGGUGUUGCUGUAUAUCCUAGUGAAUUGGGUCGUGACAUUGGCAAGCUAAAAUCCAAGAAAAUUGUUGUGGUUUACGUGGGUCAAGCCGACGAUGUCAGGACAAGGCUUCAGCAGUAUGGCCGCUCAGGUGCUCAUUUGGGCAGAAUUGGCUGUCCCCAGAACCAGAAUGGAGAUUGUGGGUAUUUUGCUGAUAUAUUCUCGAAGGGUUAUUCCAUUGUCUUCAGAUGGGUUCCUUUCAAAAACAAGGCUGAUGCUCAGAGAACAGAAGCUGAAAUUCUCAAUAGAUUUGAUUAUGCAUGGAAUAAAGGUUGUAAUGGUUCACGCCGCCCUGAAGAUAUCCUUAAGAAACUUGAUGAAGUUGCUUCUGGUAGGAGUAGUCUACUGACAAAUAUUGUCAAGAUUCUACCUUGCCAUCAAAAGCUGGAGGGCAUCAAAAUCAAAACAAGCAAGCCACUUUCUUUGGACCAUGAGUUCAAUACUUAUGCUGAUGAAAAGAUCUAUAAUUUCCUGUCACAAAUUUUGAAGUUUAGCAGAUCACAGCCCAGACUAGUUACGAGUGAAUCAGAUACUAAUAAGGAUGACACUGUAAUUUGUGGAGUGAUAUUAAGCAAUGGUUCCAUCUGUAGUAGUUCACCAGUUGAAGGAAGAAAGAGAUGUGCAGAACACAAGGGAAUGAAGACUAAAGAGCUCAUUCUGACAAGGAAUACUGGAACAAAAUCACAGAUGUGUAAUGCAUGCUCAGAAUCCAUUGCUCUUAGUGACACAGAAUCUGAUGGUUGUGGAGAACAAAGUUCCAUCUUUAACCCGACAAACCUUCCGUUGGCUUUGGGUGAUUAUCCUGAAAGCAAGGUGUCCAGUCAUCCUAUCUGUGGAUUUAUAUUUGAUGAUGGCUCUCCUUGUAUAAGGCAUCCAACGAAAGGGAGAAAAAGGUGUGAUGAGCACAAAGGGAGGAAGAUUGGUGAUUCCAAGUCUAGGGCAGCAACAGAUAGAAAAUUGCAAUAUGUGAAUGAUGCUGUUUCAGAAUCUAGUAUCAAUGAGAAAACUUCAGAAAUAUGUAUACCUGAACAUGUUGUCAAUGAGAGCUGUGAUGCCAUCUGUGGGGUGGAAUUAGGCAAUGGCUUUGUUUGCAUGAGGCAACCUGUUAGGGGCCGAAUUCGCUGUGAGGAGCAUAGAGGAUUGAAAAUUACUGGGCUUGUCUCUAAUUUAACUGCAACAAACAAACCCCGUGUAUCUGACAUGGGAUCAGAAUGCAGUGGUAUUUAUGACCCAAAUUAUAGCAGUACCACCAUCUGUGGAGCAACUACUUGUAAUGGUUCUCUCUGCAGCAGGUCUGUUAAGGGAAAAAUCAGGUGUUGGCAGCACUCUGUUGCAACGAACAAAUCCUAUGUGUCUGACAUGGAAUCAAAAUGCAGUGCUACUUAUGACCAGAAUUAUAGCCAUAACUCCAUCUGCGGGGCAACCACUCGGAAUGGUUCUCUCUGCAGCAGGCCAGUUACGGGAAACCGCAGGUGUUGGCAGCAUUGUGUUGCAAUGAACAAAUCCUAUGUGUCUUACAUAGAAUCCAAAUGCAGUGCUACUUAUGACCAUAAUUAUAACAGUACUUCCUCCAUCUGUGGAGCAACCACUCGUAACGGUUCUCUCUGCAGAAGGCCAGUUAAGGGAAACAGAAGAUGCUGGCAGCACUAACUUAUAUGACAGCCUCACGCACUAACUUAUAUGACAGCCUCACGCACUAACUUAUAUGACAGCCUCACGCACUAUGGCUUUCCAAUUUCUUUCACAUAACAUAUUUAGGCCACAAUAGGAGAAAACUCACAGCUUCUACAUUUUUUAGAAGACACUAUGUUUGCUGUGUUAUAUUCUAUUUGUGUAACUCAUGUUGUGUAUUAUGCUGUAGCUCUUUAGUGGUUUUUCUCCAGAAUCUCUUUCACAUGUGAAUGUGAAGUAGUUGUCCUUCAAAACUGUUUGGUUUCAUACUUUCAUUUCAGACUCAAGAAUAAGGUUACAUUGUGAAGCUUGUUUUAUGAGGAAUUUUUUUUGAAAAAAGCUGACAUAGUCGUGGUGAAAUUGCUUUUGUUUAGAUGCUUGUAAUGUUCCCAGCGUGAUAACGGUUGUGUACUCCCAUAAUAAAAUUCUUACGGAUAA